Molecule: messenger RNA, 862 nt
Organism: Acanthoscelides obtectus
Lineage: Eukaryota; Metazoa; Arthropoda; Insecta; Coleoptera; Chrysomelidae
Source: the annotation of a GenBank genome assembly
CUUGACGUAUGUCAGUUUUCUACUUGACAGUUUUUGAAGCAUGUGCGGUUUCGUUUUACAUUCAUAAAAUACUUAUUUGGUAAUAUAAAGCAACUGCAAGAAUAAUAGGAAAAAUAAGUUCAAUAAAAUGGAAGAAUUAAGCAUGAAGAUGCAGUCACAGCUGCAAAGUUUCAAACAAGUUCAAACGGAGCUUCAAAAGGCUAUUUCAACUAGGCAGCAACUAGAUGGUCAACUUAACGAAAACGAUAUUGUUAAACAAGAAUUAGAUCUCAUGCCAGAAGAUGGAAAAGUAUACAAAUCUGUUGGUCCAGUUCUUAUAAAGACAGACCUUUUAGAAGCUAAGCAAAAUGUGGUAAAACGUAUGGACUACAUAUCGAAUGAAAUAAAGAGAUUAGACUCUCAAAUUGAGACAUUGGAAAAGAAGCAAGUUGAACAUAAAACUGUCAUACAAAAACUUCAACAGCAACUAGCUAUGGCAGGGGGAAUGAAGUGAAACAGAAGUUCUGUUUGUGCCAUGAACUAAUUGUCACUGUUUUUAUAAAUCCUUUAAUUUAUAUAAUUCAUUGUGCGAACGGAUAUUUGUGCUUGUAUUCUUUGUUUAACCAAAGAGUAACUAUACCAUUAACCAUAAAUUGCUACAUUUUUCUGUACAAAACAUGUACUAUCUAUAUUCUACAGGUUCAGGUUUAUUAAAAUUCACAAUAUAGAACACUGCUUGAUUCUUGAAAAUGUUACAUGUUAAGCAAAGGGUCUAAGCACUCUACAUACUCUUAUAAGUUAUUAAAUACAGACUGUAAGACAAAUGUAGUUAUAAAAGUUUGUUUUGAUAUUUAACUUUGAAAUAAAUAGAUUUGUGAGAUGA